Penicillium alfredii is the source of this 3891-nucleotide messenger RNA. Its product is annotated as MFS transporter. The coding region runs from base 1 to 3891 and encodes 1296 amino acids. Gene Ontology annotation, molecular function: zinc ion binding; sequence-specific DNA binding; DNA-binding transcription factor activity, RNA polymerase II-specific. Gene Ontology annotation, biological process: transmembrane transport; DNA-templated transcription; positive regulation of transcription by RNA polymerase II. NCBI's taxonomy places the organism in Eukaryota, Fungi, Ascomycota, Eurotiomycetes, Eurotiales, Aspergillaceae. The transcript is spliced from 7 exons. The record is from RefSeq and is a predicted model, not a curated record.
AUGAAUCGACAGCGAGCGGCCGAAAAGGCCUUGCAUGACCAAACCAAUAUUCUUCCCUUUGGGCAACUCAUGGUCGUCUUUUCCGGCCUGGCCAUCUCGUUGUUGAUCACCUUUGUGGACCAAAACGGGAUCAGCGUCACGCUGCCAACAAUUGCGCGCGAGCUUGGAGCCAAAAACACCAUAUCCUGGGCCGGGACCUCGUCGCUGAUCGCCAACACCAUGUUCACCGUGCUGUACGGCCGGUUGUCCGACAUCUUCGGCCGGAAGAUUGUCUACCUGUCAGCCUUAGUUCUGUUGUGCAUUGCCGACCUUCUCUGCGGUCUAUCCCAGAACCCGGCUAUGUUCUAUGUUUUCCGAGGUCUGGCCGGUGUCGCGGGAGGCGGCGUCACGUCGCUGACUAUGAUCAUUGUGUCGGACGUCGUGACCCUGGAAAAGCGUGGCAAGUACCAGGGCGUGCUGGGUGCCUCGCUCGGCUUGGGGAAUAUCAUGGGCCCGUUCGUUGCGUCGGCCUGGAUUAUGCGGUCGACCUGGCGUGGCUUCUUUUGGCUGAUUUCCCCGCUGGCGGCGUGUUCUGCGGUUGUUGGGCAUUUCCUCAUCCCGAACAAUGCCCGCAAGGAUGGCUUUCGCAAGAACAUCAGCCGUAUUGACUGGUAUGGUCUCUUUGCCUCGUCCGUGGGGAUUAUUUUUUUGUUGAUCCCCAUUUCCGGGGGCGGCUCAUACUUCCCGUGGGAGUCGCCGAUGGUGAUCAGCAUGCUGGUUAUUGGCGGCUGCGCUUUUAUUGCAUUUUUCUUUAUUGAGUGGAAAGUGGCGUCGCUGCCGAUGCUACCAGUGGUUUUCUUCAAGAACCGAGUCAUCUCGACCCUUUUCCUACAAAGCUUUUUGCUAGGGGCAGUGUACCAGUCGUACCUCUACUACCUGCCUCUGUACUACCAGAAUGCUCGUGGCUGGUCACCUAUUGUGUCCGCGGCUUUGACUGCCCCCAUGGUGGCAUGCCAGUCGCUUGCAUCCAUUGCCUCUGGGCAGUAUAUCUCUCGGCGCAAACGCUACGGCGAAAUCAUCUGGGCAGGGUUUGGUUUCUGGACCUUAGGCGCCGGCCUAAUGCUUCUAUUCGACCGCCACACACAUCCAGCGGUUAUUGCAGUCAUAGUAGCCGUCUCCGGCGUGGGAAUUGGCUUCACGUUCCAACCAACGCUCGUCGCACUGCAGGCGCAUUGCACGAAAUCGCAGCGCGCCGUGGUCAUCUCCAACCGAAACUUCUUCCGCUGCAUGGGCGGAGCCUGUGGCCUGGCUAUCUCGGCCGCCGUCUUGCAAGCGACGCUGCGCUCCAAUCUUCCUGCAAAUUUCACCUACCUCACGCAUUCGUCCUACUCUCUGCCUUCGCGGUCAAAUCUUUCUGACACAGAGUGGGCUCAGAUUCUAUUAUCGUACACCAAGGCCUCGCACGCGGUUUUCAUUCUGCAGGUCCCUCUUAUUGGGGCCUGUUUCCUUGCGUGUGUCUUCGUCCGCGAUCGCGGUCUCGAACGGCCGAAGGAGCCCGAGGAAGUAGAGGAAGAAAAGAGAAGAGCCGUUGAAGCUGAACGGGAUGCUGAGGCGGGUACUACUGAGCCGUGUCCCGAAGAAUCGGAGAAUCAAGUCCAGCAUCAAGUAGAGAAACGCCCUUCUCAGUCGACGCUUGCCGAGUCGUCGAUGCCACCGUCUCGUGCUGACCCGGACAAGUCCCGUAUCGCGGGAUCACAAUCCUCGGAAGCGCGGGAGGACGGCGUGCACUCGUUGCAAAACACGAAAGCAGAAAGUUUGUCACAGUGCGAUAAUGAGUAUCCGACCUGCUCCAACUGCAAGAAGGCAGGCGUCAGCUGUGACAAGUCCAGCGUGCGCGAGGACAAUUACCGACAUGAUGAAUACACUCGUGCUCUCGAAGAACGAGUUGCGUUCCUAGAACGCAGACUGGGCCAAUCUGGGGCCUCUACAGAUGAAACUGGGCCCAGUACAACCACCGCAGCUUCAUUUGGGUCUCCUUCAAUGAAACGGGCCACACCGCAAAUUGCUACCUCAGGGCUCGACAAUAACCCCGUUGGCGAGAUCGUGGGUCUCCUUGCCUUGAGUUCCUCCGAGGCGCCGGCCUACGUGGGCCCGAGCUCGGGUCUUUCGCUGGCCGCCAACUUAGGAGAGAUGGUGCAGACCAGUGUAUGGAAUCAGUUCACUACUCGAAUGCAACUCCAGUCUACCACUAGAGGUACUGCCACUCCCCAGACUCUUUCAGGGGCUGGCUCCGGCGCGUCACAACCUGGCAGUAAUGCGCGCAUGCGGGAUCGGUCCAUGCGAGUUGAAGAGCUCCUACCUGCCAACGUGGAGCCGCCAACGGACGAGAUGGGAUCUAAAAUCAUUGAGACGUAUUUCAAAAGGCUUCACUCUCGGUAUCCGUUCCUAGAUCGCAGCCAAGUAUGGCAGCUGCACCAGGAACGUUGGCGCUUAGCAAAGGCCAAGCGCGAAGAGCUGUCGCGGUCUGACCGGUUCGCUAUUUUCAAGUUGAAUUUGGUGUAUGCCAUCGGCGCGACGAUGCUUCAGUUGGAUGAUAAAUAUGCAUACACCGCGCCCGAGCGGUUCUACACCACUGCACUCCAGUAUGUGUCCACGAUGUGUGAAGCAAGGUCUAUUGAAAACAUCGAGGCCAUGGUGCUUCUUGUCAUUUAUAAUAUCCGCACCGCGACCAGCCAUGGGAUGUGGUAUAUGAUCGGACUUGCUAUGCGUACAGCCAUCGACCUGGGACUUCAUCGCAAGGCGAAUGAGAUUGGUAUGGAUCCAUUUACAGCGCAGAUCAGACGCCGGCUAUUCUGGACGGUCUAUUACCUCGAGCGAAUAGUGUCGAUGUCUCUUGGUCGGCCAUUCAGCAUCUCCGACCGCCAUAUCGACCUCGAUCUGCCCCAAGAUGUGGACGACGACGUGCAUGACCCAGCGCUGUUGACAGCUCCCCAAGAUCCCAACCGUACAACAUUGUUGACAUUUGCCAUUUAUUUGUUUAAGCUCCGCCGACUCGACUCCCGCAUCCAACACAAGAUCUACCGCGCCGAUCGACCCCUAUCCUCUCUCCUCCCCAAAAUGGACCCGCUCUACAUGCAACUGGAGGAAUGGAAAGAGUCCGCUAUGCUGCGAUUCAGCGGCCUCGAACUCGACUACCCGAUGCUGCAUUACAACCGGGCCGUACGGCUCCUAAUCCAGCCCUUCCUGCCACUGCUCCCCAUCACCGACCCCUAUUAUCACAUCUGUCUGCGUGCAGCUGGGGAGAUCUGUCAGUCUCACAAACGACUCCAUCAGACCCUCGAGUACGGGCAUUCCUUCCUGGCAGUGCAAACCGUAUUCAUGGCGGGAAUCACAUUGUUGUACGCACUUUGGACACACACAGAUCAAGUAUGGUCCGUCCGCAUGAGCAACGACAUCCGCGCCUGCUCGACAGUCCUCUUUGUCAUGGGCGAGCGCGCCGCCUGGGUUAAGAAGUACCGUGACACCUUCGAGCUGCUGGUCAACGCCGCCAUGGAGAAACUACAGGGCAACGAGACCGCCCGUACGGCCGGCAUGGCCGAGCUGAUGACUGCCCAGCACAACACUGCACAUCUGACUACUCCCUCCACCGCUGCCAUGUCGGGUCUCUCAAAUGCUGCAGCCAGGUUUCCGUCGGUUAAUGCCCCUGGUCUAGACCCUGAUCCUGCGGGAGCGGCGACGCAGCCUUAUGCCCCCGAGGACACGGAUCAUGCUGUACGCAUGGCGCUGCAGCUGGCGCCGUGGAUCGAUCAGGAUGAAAGUGAUCCGUUGUGGAUGCCUGAUUUUGAGACGCUGGAGAAUCUGUCGGGGACACUUUGGAGCCAUGCUGACACGACGCUGUUUGAUGCGUUGUAG